AAGACACUGAGAUAAGAAAGCCAGAGACUAUGAGGCUGUUCCUGCUCUAUAUCUGUGUUGGUGCUGCAGUAAUCCCCAGUCUGUCUGGGGCGGUCAACUUUAAGGAUGUGUCCAAAACCCUUGGAGAGGUGUUCCGGGCAACUGGGGAAGAUUUUCUGAAAAAGCUCAAUUCGACAGUCAGGGACGUCGUCCAUAAAGGAGUUGAUGACGUCAAGAUGCUGGCCAGUCAGGGAUUCCAGGCUCUCGUGCUAAACUACAUGAACGAUCGACAGAAACAGAAGGACCAGAAAACAAGCAGAGAUAUAAGUGAUGAUGUCAAGGGGACAACUCAACUUAUUACACGUAUCCUCCGGAUGCUGGACAACGCUGAACAAGACUUCCAUUACGUCAACAACGUUCUCGGCGACAGUCUUAACCAGACCAUCAGGAAUGUUGUUUCCAUGGCAACAGGCAUAGACGAUGUCAAGAAAAGGCUGGAGAAAACAAUAAAGUCUCACAGCCAAUAUGCAGACUCCUUCAUCAGGGAAACAGUGAUGGCGAUGGAGAAGCUGGUGAUACAGCAUCAUCAAAAGACCGGAAGUGGCGCCUUCACCGACUUCAUCGGCAGCAUGAGCCAGAGAGCCACCCAAGCACUGACACCGAUGAUAGACGGGCUCAAAACGAUUGUUAGACAAGCCGGGGACAUUUUCUCUAAAACAUCUGAAACGAUGAUGUCAAACACGUUCGCUUCAUCCACGCAGCCAAGUGACCAGAUACGCUCUCUGCUGACUCAGGGGGAAACGAUGGUAUCAAUGCUGAAGCAGAAAGUGAUGUCUGACAUAGAUGGCGUGGUCGCAACGUUCCAACACGCCACACUAUGAAGUUGACGGUGUUAUAGGUUCUGCAUCUAUCACAGUAUACGCGUCGGUGUCUUGUGAAUAAAGACGUUUGAAACAAAAAAA
Messenger RNA from Haliotis rufescens (red abalone), 941 nucleotides. RefSeq lists its product as uncharacterized. The transcript is spliced from 7 exons. The coding region runs from base 30 to 860 and encodes 276 amino acids. The record is from RefSeq and is a predicted model, not a curated record. NCBI's taxonomy places the organism in Eukaryota, Metazoa, Mollusca, Gastropoda, Lepetellida, Haliotidae.